UUCCAUUUUUAAUGUUGUGUAGGUGAUAUCGAAUCGAUUAGGUAAAAAGAUAAUUAUUUAGACAAUACAGUAUAAUUCGGAACGAAGAAUCCACGCAACAGUACUGCCAGUAGCGAUGUCGGCAAUGCUUAGACUCGGCAAACGAAAAUUGAGGGAUCACCCUACAACUACCGCCUCAAAUGCUAAAAAGUUAAACAACCUGAACAACCAAACACCAAACCAGAGGACGUCACGGACGACUCCCCAAAGUCUGCUGACAGCAGCCAUAGGCCGUUCACCGACGCCCGCAACAAUCAACGCGAAUGUUCAAGGCAAAGGUUUUUACCUCGUGUCCGAUGCAUUUCUUGAGCAACUCCAUUGUCAAACUCCAGGACCGGCAUUUCCUUUUGAGGUGUAUCACCCAGCCCACAUAUCAGAUUCAUCCAGAGAUAAAAUAGACUUACUGGAAGUGCUGCAAAAUGGCCGCUUUGGAACAUGCAUAUAUGAUGUGUUAAAGGAGUCCAAGUCAAUAUCCAAGUGGGUGUGGAAAGGACUGGUCCAGAAAUCCAAAAAUUCAUCCCAUGAUGAUUACCGGUCGCUGAAACUAAUACGAUGUGGCUACGUUGAGUUGCCAGAUAACAUCAAUGAGGCGUCCGUUUAUGUUUGUGACGUAUUGAACCAUCUGGGAUACAGCAAAUACAUGAUCAACCGAAGGCGGGAUGUGUAUAGGGAGAAAGAUGAGAUAUUCAACAUGCGCAAUCGCAAACCAGUCAUCCUAAAUACUACUGGCAGUAAGUGGGAGGGAUUCAGUGCUCCAUUUGAGAGUGACUAUGACAUGAUGACCCUUCACACAGACAUCAUGUGUGGACUGCCGGAUGAUUUCCCCCGGAUACUGCCUCAUAUAAACACUUGGGCCACCAUGGACGGAGAACACUGUCAUCCUGGACAUUAUACAUUGGAACUAACAUAUAAUGGUACUAUCAUUAAUGAACUUAUACAUGCAGCAUUGUCUUUCCACAACAAUGGAAGAAUAUAUAUAUCUAGUGAAAAAUACAAAAACGUUGCUUGUAUUUCUUUAAAGGAGCACAGUGUAUCAGGCCCUGCUUUUACAUUUUCCAACGAAUUCAACAGUCGCGACGCUGUCGUUGCAUUACCGUGUAUCAGUCAGGAACAUCUGCUCUACGAAUGGAUCAAAAGACCUAGGCACCACAACUGGCCUCCCCCUGAGCUGAUACUAGAAAUAUCAAAACUACCUGCGUACCUUGUUCCAGUGGGCUGUAAGAACAGCGAAAACAAGCACAUGGAGUGGAGAGUGUGCUUUAUAGGUGAAAGCAAACUCGUCACAAGUUUUACUGAGUCUCAGUAUAAAUUGUACAUAAUAUUGAAAUUCCUAAAUAAACAUGAACUAAAGCCAAUCUGUAAUGAAUUGUCCUCCUACAUUAUGAAGAACAUUGUAUUUUGGUUAAUUGAAUCAAAUUCGACAGAUUCAAGUUCUACAGGGAAUUUAUUUGACAUUCUUCUUUCUUCUCUGCACAUGCUUCGGAAAGCAAUAAUCGAAAAUCACCUUUCGUACUACCUGAUCCCUGGCAGAAACCUGCUGAUAGGCAGAAUCAAACCAGCACAUCAACAGCAGCUGAUUGCUAAGCUAGAUGAGUUGAUUCAGGAGGGUCCCCGUGCGAUACUGAGAUGCCCUAAAGUGUUUGCAGCCCUGCUGAUGUCUCAAACUGAGCUGACAGAGAAGGGUCGACGGAGAGAUGAACUUGAGAGGCUAUGGCUUGAGAUGGAGCACAUGGACUGGACACGCUUGAGAUCUGGUGGGUUGAACCAGUUGGCAGCGUUAGAUCAACGAGAAUUCAGUAUUAUUGAGAGGUUGAGCGACUUGGCUUUGCCGAUGUGGAGGUCUUCCUCGAAAAAUGUUUUUCCAGAAAUAUGGUAUAGAACAAUUGCUGAGAUACUGUAAUAAUAAGUAAUAACCUGUGGAAAUGAUGUAUGGCAUGGCCUGACCUGAGUGGAUGACCAUAUGAUGGACCGUCAUAACAAGUAAUAACCUUGAAGCACUGACAGAACAGCAUACAUGAAACAAGUGCAUUAUGUACACUGGUUAAACCAGGUCGCAUGGAAAGAUCAAUACAUUAUUUUUGUUGUGGAGAGGAAAUAUGACAUGGUCAGGACUAAGUGGAAGGAGUACUGGGCUGGUAUUCAUAAAGCAUCAUAUGUUAUUUCCUAACAGUCACUUUCCGAAUUUAAGUAUCUCAUUGGUAUAUGAUAUAAAAACUUUUGUGCCAUAUACAUGUAUCUAGCGUAUCAGAUUUUCUAUGAGAGUUGCAGGCGGUGUUGUUUUGAAAUGCGAACACAGCAUGAUUUAACAAGGUUGUCAAGCCAAGGGAACUACAGUAUAUAUUUAUGUAUCCGAACAAUUUAAUUACUUCUGAAAAUAAUUUGUAUAAGGGAACUAUUCUGGUAAAUAUAAAUGUUUUGCCGACAAUUCAACAAAACAAAUGAAGCAUUUUACAUACAUGUACUUUUUAACUUCUAAAUAUGACAUUAAAUAUGUCUUUGUAUUCAUAUAUGCAUAUAAUAUAUUAAAAUUAUGUGUAGACGUUCCAAAAACACUCACCUCUCAUCAAAUUAUGUUGUUUCAUUUUAAUUAUAUAAAUAAAUGAAUGUGUUCGUGAUCUUAAUGUUUGU
Messenger RNA from Mya arenaria, 2667 nucleotides. RefSeq lists its product as uncharacterized. The coding region runs from base 116 to 1939 and encodes 607 amino acids. The record is from RefSeq and is a predicted model, not a curated record. Lineage: Eukaryota; Metazoa; Mollusca; Bivalvia; Myida; Myidae. The transcript has 6 exons.